AUGGAGGAAGGCUGGGACUACCCAGCUCUUCUCACAGAGGGCGCGCGAAGGUACCCGAACUCUCCAUAUAUCAUCACUUAUAGCGGGUACGAACACGUGGUCUUCCCAUCCUCAUCCUUCGACGAAGUCAAGCGCCUGAGUGUGUCCCGGGCCUCGACGAUCGCCUGGUUCAACCAGGCAUUUUGGCAAGGAUGGGCGUUCUAUGGUACCGAUAACCAUGCUCGAUACCACACCGUUGCCAUCGGUCUUGCCAAGGCAGCAUUCGAGGCCGUACUGGGACCUCAGGGUACCAGCAAGGACUGGACGACCGUGUCUCUAUGGAGAACUGUACAGAGUAUUGUGACCCUUAUGAAUGCCUCCGAUCUGUUGAGGCCCGAGCUUGGGAUUGAUCCACGCUGGCUGAAAGCUACACAUCGCGUUGACAGGGCCAUGAUGGUCGGCGUCGUGGGGUCUCAUUACACACCUCGAAAUUUGCGGCCGCUAGUAGCGCCUAUUUUCUUCCUGCCAGCAAAGGUGGUGGACUGGUACAUGCAGUCGCUCGUCCGGCCUACGGUUGAACGAGAGCUCAAGGCCUAUGAGGCGAAAGAGGCGAAAGAGGCCGACGGUGGGCACAACUCUUCCGACGACAUUAUUUCCACUAUCGUCCAAGAUGGCGGUGUCGGCACUGGCACUGAAUGUCACCGGAGCAUCAAAGAAAAGUUCCCCCUAACAGAAUGGCUUUGGGCCGGCGCUUCCUCCCGGCACUCUCACAUGCGUCGACAAAUAUCACUUUGCAAAGUCACAAACGGAGAUGCGGCAAAGCCCGGCCACGAGGAGAUGCAUCAAUUCGCUAUGCCAGGGCCUAACAACACCAUCUGGGGCAACGGCACGCAAGCAUGUCCCGGGAGGGCCUUUGCAAGCAUCACAAUAAAGGUCGUCCUGGCUCAUCUGCUCACCCACUAUGACAUUCGACUGCUGCCAGGGGGCGCAAACGAGCCAAAGCGUUACUCCAUGCCAAAUGGUUCCAAUUCACCAGAUAUAAUGUCCAAAAUCAUGAUACGGGACCGAUUUCGAUAA
Diaporthe amygdali is the source of this 1056-nucleotide messenger RNA. RefSeq lists its product as uncharacterized. The transcript has 3 exons. Gene Ontology annotation, molecular function: iron ion binding; heme binding; monooxygenase activity. The coding region runs from base 1 to 1056 and encodes 351 amino acids. The record is from RefSeq and is a predicted model, not a curated record. NCBI's taxonomy places the organism in Eukaryota, Fungi, Ascomycota, Sordariomycetes, Diaporthales, Diaporthaceae.